AUGCCUCCGACUAACAAUCUGUGGCACCUCCAACAACGAGGCCAACCUAUUCACACUACUUCAGACCAAUCCAAAUACAUCGCCCCAGCCGAAACAACUCACCAUAAAGCCACAAUCCUCGGCUUCCCCUCCCGCUGCUCCACAUUCCCAGCCCUCUACACGCGCACCUGCAACGAGAUAAUCGACUUAGCAGCCACAAUCGCGCACUUUGAGCCAGUCCGCCUGCACGUACGCCCCGAGGACCAAGCCCAUGCUCAAUCCCUACUAGAAAGACACAUGGCCAAGGGCCUGGUAUCUGAAAAAGCCCGCAUCUCUCUCAUCCCCGUCGCAACCAACCACGUCUGGGUCCGCGACACAGGCCCCGUGUACGUCCGCGGCGCAGAAGACAACAAGCGAUACGCAAUCGACUUCCAAUUCUGCGAAUGGGGGAAUAAAAUCGACGAACUCCUUUACAAAAGUAGUGCCGACAAAGCCGCAGCGCUGAAGAUCGAGGCAGAGACGGAAGACUGGCCAAUUCUAGAUGAACAGGCUAGGAAAGAAAACACGGAGUUUGCAAGUCGGGUUCUGGAGAUCGAGAAUGCCUCGAAUCCGCAAGAUCCCGUCACGCGGAUUCAGUCCAAGGUGAGGCUGGAAGGGGGUGGGAUUGAGAUGGAUGGCGAGGGGACGUUCAUGGCUGCGGAAAGCAGUGUGCUGGUCUCGUCGCGGAAUGAGGGUCUCUCACGCGAGGUGAUUGAGGAUGAGUUGAGGCGACUUCUCGGGGUGAAGAAGUUUAUUUGGAUUCCGGGGAGGGAGGGUCUGGAUAUUACGGAUUGUCAUAUCGAUGCGGAGGCACGCUUCGUUCGGCCCGGUAGUGUGGUGGUCUGCAAGCCGCAUCCGUCAUGCGCGCAGGUCUAUUGGGAUAUUUACCACGAGGCCCGCGCGGUGCUGGAUAAUGUGACGGAUGCGCAGGGCCGCAAGCUUGAAGUUUACGAUAUUGAGGAACCGGAUCCUGCAUUGGUGAAAGGUGAUGUUCCAGGAGAGGAAGAUGCACCUGCGGCGUCGUAUGUGAACUUUUACUUUGUGAAUGGUGGUUUGAUAAUUCCUUCGUUUGGAGAUCCUGAGCCGGAUCGCAAGGCUUUCGAGCUUUUGAAGAAGCUGGUUCCUGAGCGUGAGGUUCGCCAGGUGGCUGUGUUGUAA
This is a messenger RNA of Penicillium maclennaniae, 1176 nucleotides long. RefSeq names its product agmatine deiminase family protein. Gene Ontology annotation, molecular function: agmatine deiminase activity; protein-arginine deiminase activity. Bases 1 to 1176 code for a protein of 391 amino acids. NCBI's taxonomy places the organism in Eukaryota, Fungi, Ascomycota, Eurotiomycetes, Eurotiales, Aspergillaceae. The record is from RefSeq and is a predicted model, not a curated record. Gene Ontology annotation, biological process: putrescine biosynthetic process. The transcript has 2 exons.